Paramuricea clavata is the source of this 633-nucleotide messenger RNA. The record is from the annotation of a GenBank genome assembly. Lineage: Eukaryota; Metazoa; Cnidaria; Anthozoa; Malacalcyonacea; Plexauridae.
AUGGUCGACAGAGCGAACAGCAAGAUCGGGUAUGCUAUUGACAAAAAUCUUCUUGAUAUUCCAACUCCGCACAUUAUAGAAAACUCUGGUUCAACAAAGGAAUACCCUUACGUAUUUGCAGCAGACGAUGCGUUUUCAUUAAAAACAUACAUGCUUAAGCCCUAUCCUGGUGGCAUCUCAGAAUUAUCACAGAGAAUCUACAACUACAGAGUAUGCAGGGCACAGAGAGUAAUUGAAAACACGUUUGGAAUCAUGGCAACCAGGUUUCGAGUAUACAGAAGGCCCAUAAUUGCCAGCGUUGACAUAGCGAGGAACGUUGUCAAGGCUACAAUAGCUUUGCACAAUUUCUUAAUAAUUACCCAGCGCAGUCAGGAUAUGUACAAUUACUGCCCCAGAAACUUUCCUGAUCAAAAUGGCACAAGGGGAAGAAUUAUCCCUGGACAAUGGAGACAGGAGGUUGGAACAACUUGCUUGUCAAGGCUUCAGAGAAAUGCAAGAGGAUCAAAUAAUUCUUCAAGAUCUGCUCAACAAGUGAGAGAUGAUUAUAAAGAUUACUUUAACUCACCUGAAGGUGCUGUAAUCUGGCAAAAUAAUGCAGUUACAGCAACUACUGAUCCCUUCGAUCUAUAUUAA